AGCUCUAGAACCCCCCCUGUAUUUUCUCAGGAAAAAAGUCCGGAAGAAUCGAUGGCCGCUUCUCUUUUAAACAAAGCAUUAAAACCCAUUAAACAUCCCAACUUCCUCUCGGCCCUCCGUUCUCUAAAUUUCAGUUCUCUCGCCACCGCCCAUGGCAACCCCUCCGACGGUCCAUCUUCUUCUUCCUUCACAUUCGACAACGCCAAUAACAACAAAGAGAAAGACGAUAAUACUAUAUACAUAAAGCCACCGACUUCAAAUGCGAGCACCGAAAAGACGACGUCGGUGACGAUGCCGAUGUCGUUCAUGACUGGAUCGAUAGUUGGGAAGAGAUUUUAUGAGAAAGUUACUACGAGAGAGUCUGAUGAUGGAGUUGGAUGGACUGUUAUGCUUGAUUAUAGGACUCUUAAAACCCCUUCUAAAAGGCCUCUCAAGUUGCCCACUUUGGCUCUUGCUAAGGCCAUUGCUGCUGAAUGGGAAUAUCAGCAAACAGAUGGAAUCAGACCCUUUACAAUGCCAUUGAUGAAACUUGCUUGCACGGCGCUGGAAAGAGUUCCUCUCACACGCACGAAGAUCAUUGAACAUCUGAUGAAGAAAUUUGAUCAAGACUUAGUGUUCUGUCGUGCACCAGAGGAUAACACUUUGACGGCUGGUGUUCAUGCAAGGCAAGUUGAGAAAGUUGAUCCUUUACUUUCUUGGUUAAAUUCUGAAUUUGGCUUUCAGCCUAUUGUGUACUCUAGCUUCUUUGGUGGGAAGCAAGGGGAAGGUCUCUCAAAGGCUGUUGAAAACCUUCUGAAGAAGACAGAUGACUGUGAAUUGGCAGCAAUUGAUGCCCUUGCAGCUGCGGCACAUUCAUUGGUUAUUGCUCUAGGAAUUUUUCGUGGUAAAUUGCAGAUUGAGGAAGCAAUCGAGUUGAUUAGACUUGAGGAAGAUUUGCAGGUGGAUAAAUGGGGUUUAGUAGAAGGUGGGCAUGACGUUGACAUUGCUGACCUCAAGGUACAAAUCUCAUCAGCAACCGUGUUCCUUGGUCUUUCUAGGAAGAACUUUUUUCAUUGAGGAAACCUCGAGGCUACGAAAGCUUCUUUUUUUUAACUAUAAAUUCGUAUCUCCUAAUGUGAUACCAAGUGUUGUAAGAUUGAUGAUUUUAUUGAAAUAAAUUAAUAAUUGAAUACGAAUGAAUUUAA
Gossypium raimondii (Peruvian cotton) is the source of this 1184-nucleotide messenger RNA. RefSeq lists its product as uncharacterized. The record is from RefSeq and is a predicted model, not a curated record. Gene Ontology annotation, biological process: mitochondrial proton-transporting ATP synthase complex assembly. Bases 52 to 1056 code for a protein of 334 amino acids. Lineage: Eukaryota; Viridiplantae; Streptophyta; Magnoliopsida; Malvales; Malvaceae. Gene Ontology annotation, cellular component: mitochondrion. The transcript has 4 exons.